AUGGUGAUGGCGGAUGAUGGUAGAAUAGCAAAAGUUGUUAGAUUUGCGGAAGAGACGCUAUCACCACCACCGCUUUCCUCUGCUCAAUUCCAUGCUAUUGGAACGAAACCAGCAUUAGAAUCACCGAUUUUAUUAAAAGCUGUCAAAGUUAAAUCCAAAUCUCCAAAACCACAAUUAGGACAACUAUCUUGUACUGUCACGGUGACCGAUCCCAAUGGUCCAUGA
Ambispora leptoticha is the source of this 225-nucleotide messenger RNA. Lineage: Eukaryota; Fungi; Glomeromycota; Glomeromycetes; Archaeosporales; Ambisporaceae. The record is from the annotation of a GenBank genome assembly.